This is a messenger RNA of Daldinia loculata, 2013 nucleotides long. RefSeq lists its product as uncharacterized. The coding region runs from base 286 to 1647 and encodes 453 amino acids. The record is from RefSeq and is a predicted model, not a curated record. Lineage: Eukaryota; Fungi; Ascomycota; Sordariomycetes; Xylariales; Hypoxylaceae. The transcript has 2 exons.
CUUGCAGGUAACUACUAACGUUCAACACAUAUUCAAACCCCAAGCAACAAAACAUCAUUUACACCAUCCACAACGUUUACAACAUACACCAUUCUCUGUUCUUGUCUCCCAGGCCUAGGAUAGUUAACUUGAAUUUCUCGUCCAAGGUAACAGGAAACUUCGAGACAUUCUGUUAUUUUUCUAUCCAAGCCUAGCCACUCGUCACUUUCACACUUGACUCUAAGCCUAUCACUGUUCGUUUUUUAUCACGCUCUUUUACAAUCUUGACAGAUCAUCACCGCAAUCAUGCGAUCUACAUCCUACUUGACAUGCUUUGCCUUCUUGGCUGUCACCGUUAUUGGUGCAUGGAACGACUUCACUGACCUGCACCCGGUCUUGGCCCCUCGCUAUGAUGUGAACCAGUACGCCAACAUGGUGCCGAUUAAGAACGUCAGUCUCUACUAUACUCUCGGCAAUUCCAUGGAUCCCCUCAAUAGUGUCAACGUUGAUCUACUAACCAAGCAACCUGCGAUGCUACUCGAGUCCAUCGGAUCGGUACACGCGGUUACUUGCACGUCUAACACGGUGACUAUUACUUUCAAUGCUACAACUGCGUUCGAGCGCGCCCUUGGAAUUUGGUCCCUCUAUGAUAUCUUCUACCUAGUCACAAACAGCGCAGAGGGUUGUGACGCUAAAGGUGAAAGAGGAAUCUACGAAGUCAGAAGUCUCAUCUGGCAAGACGACAUCGCCACGGUGACAGCACGGACUACCAAGAAGAAUUUUGCCGCCGUAACUGAUUCCAUGCAUGUCACCUUUUCCCAUGUCCGAGGCUCGAUGCAGAACAGUAGCGGAAACAUCACGUUCGAUGAGCCUGGUAUCAAUAUCGCCUCUAACUUCUCACUUCCUCGGGACAUGGAAAUCUUUGAAGCGCCAUACUUUACGACUAUAGCCAAGGAUGGAUACCUGACCGACGCUGCUAUAAUCCGCGGCUAUUUUAGCUACGAUGUUCCAAGCGCGCACCUUCAGAGUCUCUGGUUCGACAUAGACGCGGCCUUCAUCGGUGACUUAUCCGUCACUUUCAACCUUACCGCACCUCUUGACAACAACAACUUCUUGUUCUCCCCUGGCCAGUUCUUCCCCAGCGCUAUUAGUGUGCCUAAUGCCUUCAGUCUCAAACCAGCACUUCGUUGGGCCGUAGGUGCUGAUGUUGGUGCUGUGGGGGCUAUAUACCACAAUAGCAAUAUCACGACUGAAAUUAAUGACGGUCACGCACAUAUUGACUUCGUGAAUGCUGAUAAGUCAUACGCCGUUGGAUGGUCACCACGCCUCGCCUCUGCUGUCGAAACUGCGGAAGCAGCUACAGGACACGCAUCGCCUUUCAUUGAUUUCACAAUUGAGUUGGCCCUUGAUGUCAUGGAUGGCCUUUACAAUACCACAGGCGGAAUCACGGCACGGCCUCAGUUUGUGAACGAGUUGAACGUAGCACAGAGCCAAACGCGCGUCAGAAAGGCUAGCCGAAUGAUCUGGCCCAGGAACGUUACCUGCACCAACGGCUUCGAGCUACGCUCAGCUUUCAAUUUCUCCGUGAAUGCAUAUGUCGAGGGCUCAUGGGAGAAGACGCUGUAUAACACCACAGUCCCCAUUGCGGAUCAGUGUUACCGUUUUUAGGGUCUCACUCGCCAGACCAUCAAUAGUGCAAUAAUGGAUGGUAAUUUCUGUGGUGCAUGGUCCCUAGCGCCACAUUGCAGACAUUCAGCCUUGCCAAACGAUAUUCAUUUGAGCUGAUACAGAGGAGUAUGGUAGCUAGGAGAGAUGCAGAUUUGAGUUAUUACCAAAAAAGGAGAGAAAAUUGGAAUCUCGUUCAGUUAUGUCAGGAAGAAUGCGGUCAUGUAAUUAUCAGUCUCGGGCGCAGAUGCCAAGAGCGGGACUGAUGAUAAGGUGGCAACGGGACUAUGCAGUUAUGGAAGGUCUUCGGAUUUCGUACUUGGUCCUGUUGUGGCUUAUUGGGGCAUCAUUCUAAAUCAUUCUAAGUCA